Molecule: messenger RNA, 841 nt
Organism: Alternaria triticimaculans
Lineage: Eukaryota; Fungi; Ascomycota; Dothideomycetes; Pleosporales; Pleosporaceae
Exons: 1
Source: RefSeq, a predicted model, not a curated record
UCAGGGCACUAUGAUCGUCGAUUGGGAUGGUAAUAUGAAACCGAUCGUUCACUACCGAAGGAAGUCACAGGAGGAGCAGGACCUCGCGGCACUGAAUAGGUCAUCAGCACAGCCUCUGCCUUUGUCUAUCCGACGCGGUGUCCCGAACAUGGAUCCAAUUAUGAUGGCACAUGAGCAGAAGCCACUGCCAUCGCUACCCACCGACAGACAAACACGUCUUCACUCUCACAUUCGGACAUCAGAGGAAAGUGAUCGCACGUCGUCGGAAUCACUUUCUUCUCAUAAUUCUUCGCGCCACGACUCUGUCAUUUCCGAUGACCAGCCUUCACCCCGCCGCCGCCUCGACCUGCAUGUCCGGACAUCUAAGAAAGUCCCUACGACCCCAGCCCCCUCAUCGUCAAAAACACCAAUCUACGAACAACACAAGUGUAUCAAUAUGGUAAAUGGGGUUGCAACCUACUUUCCCUCUCGCGUCUCACAAAUCAGCGGUGCGUCUCGCCCAGGCUACGUCAAAGGCUAUGACAACGACACCAAGAUCCGAUACGAGACCGAUGGCCAGUCAUUCUACGCGCACCGCAGUGCUGAGCAAUUAUUUUCACCCAUAUCCGACCACUUUGACGUUGAUGAGUAUGAGUAUAGUCAAGAAGGCGAGCCGCACGUUGAAGAUCAAGGGAUCACCGCUCUACCGGCUAAACAAGUAAAGAGAAGGAGUAGUGUCACUAAGCUGGUGGAGAAGGUACUCUCCAAACUUGACGGGCUGGGGCUGACGAAGAAGCUCAAGGAGGAACGGAAGAGUAACAAGAAGAAGCAAAGUUGGCGGGAGCAUGGGUAUCAUGAUUGA